Messenger RNA from Amblyraja radiata (thorny skate), 3218 nucleotides. RefSeq names its product slit homolog 3 protein-like. The coding region runs from base 1 to 3087 and encodes 1028 amino acids. NCBI's taxonomy places the organism in Eukaryota, Metazoa, Chordata, Chondrichthyes, Rajiformes, Rajidae. The transcript is spliced from 4 exons. The record is from RefSeq and is a predicted model, not a curated record. Gene Ontology annotation, molecular function: protein binding. Gene Ontology annotation, cellular component: plasma membrane.
AUGUUAGACAUCUCCAAUAACAGCCUGAGAACAAUCCCCACAGACCUCUUUAAGAACAACGACACACUUCUCUACGUCUACCUGUACGACAACCCCUGGCACUUGACUCGAGCAUUGUGUGUGUAUUUCAGGUACGUGAGGAAACCCGACUCGGAGAGUGUGGUGUGUGCAUCGCCCGCCGUGUGGCAGGGAUGGCCCAUCGUUAACCUCACUCUCGAGCAACUCUGCCCAGUCUCCACCACCCAGACGCCAGCCGCUCUGUCUCUGCCCACCCCUCCACCCUGGGCCGUCUGCGACCCAUCGCCGGGCUUGGCAGGGAAGGUGGAACUGAACUGCAGCCACCGCUCCCUCCAGUCCGUCCCUCCCUCCCUACCGGAGGACACCCAGGUUCUCCUCUUGUCUUCCAAUUCCAUCCGUUCCGUCUCUCUCGGCUCGUUCGGGAACCUCUCGAAGCUCCGCCACCUCGACCUCUCCGACAACCGGCUCGGGCGCUUGGAGGGCGACCGCCCGCUGCCGCUGGAGUGGCUGGACCUCUCCUCCAACGCCUUGACCGCCAUUCCCCACCUGGGGAACCUGCCGCAUCUCAGGAAGCUGGUCCUGGAUGGCAACGGGAUCGCGGAUCUCCCCCAGGGGGCGUUCGAGGGCUUGGUCAACCUGACCGAGCUCAGCAUCCGGGGCAACACCAUCGGUCAUCUCCCCGACCACAUCUUCCACCUGCUCCACAACCUCCAGCACCUCAACCUCGCGUCCAACCGCAUCCAGAACUUCCCCAACGGUGCCUUGGACGGGCUGGAUGGGCUGCAGAUGUUAGACAUCUCCAAUAACAGCCUGAGAACAAUCCCCACAGACCUCUUUAAGAACAACGACACACUUCUCUACGUCUACCUGUACGACAACCCCUGGCACUGUGAGUGUGGCUCGGUCAACUAUCUCAAAGACUGGAUGGAUGUCAAUGACGUGUACAGGUACGUGAGGAAACCCGACUCGGAGAGUGUGGUGUGUGCAUCGCCCGUCGUGUGGCAGGGAUGGCCCAUCGUUAACCUCACUCUCGAGCAACUCUGCCCCGUCUCCACCACCCAGACGCCAGCCGCUCUGUCUCUGCCCACCCCUCCACCCUGGGCCGUCUGCGACCCAUCGCCGGGCUUGGCAGGGAAGGUGGAACUGAACUGCAGCCAUCGCUCCCUCCAGUCCGUCCCUCCCUCCCUCCCGGAGGACACCCAGGUUCUCCUCUUGUCUUCCAAUUCCAUCCGUUCCGUCUCUCUCGGCUCGUUCGGGAACCUCUCGAAGCUCCGCCACCUCGACCUCUCCGACAACCGGCUCGGGCGCUUGGAGGGCGACCGCCCGCUGCCGCUGGAGUGGCUGGACCUCUCCUCCAACGCCUUGACCGCCAUUCCCCACCUGGGGAACCUGCCGCAUCUCAGGAAGCUGGUCCUGGAUGGCAACGGGAUCGCGGAUCUCCCCCAGGGGGCAUUCGAGGGCUUGGUCAACCUGACCGAGCUCAGCAUCCGGGGCAACGCCAUCGGUCAUCUCCCCGACCACAUCUUCCACCCGCUCCACAACCUCCAGCACCUCAACCUCGCCUCCAACCACAUCCAGGACUUCCCCAACGGUGCAUUGGACAGGAUGAAGGAUCUGCAGAUUUUAGACAUCUCCAAUAACAGCCUGAGAACAAUCCCCACAGACCUCUUUGAGAACAACGGCACACUUCUCUACGUCUACCUGUACGACAACCCCUGGCACUGUGAGUGUGGCUCGGUCAACUAUCUCAAAGGCUGGAUGGAAGACAAUGACGGGAACGUGUACAGGUACGUGGGGGAACCCGACUCGGAGAGUGUGGUGUGUGCAUCGCCCGUCGUGUGGCAGGGACGGCCCAUCGUUAACCUCACUCUCGAGCAACUCUGCCCCGUCUCCACCACCCAGACGCCAGCCGCUCUGUCUCUGCCCACCCCUCCACCCUGGGCCGUCUGCGACCCAUCGCCGGGCUUGGCAGGGAAGGUGGGACUGAACUGCAGCCACCGCUCCCUCCAGUCCGUCCCUCCCUCCCUCCCGGAGGACACCCAGGUUCUCCUCUUGUCUUCCAACUCCAUCCGUUCCGUCUCUCUCGGCUCGUUCGGGAACCUCUCGAAGCUCCGCCACCUCGACCUCUCCGACAACCGGCUCGGGCGCUUGGAGGGCGACCGCCCGCUGCCGCUGGAGUGGCUGGACCUCUCCUCCAACGCCUUGACCGCCAUUCCCCACCUGGGGAACCUGCCGCAUCUCAGGAAGCUGGUCCUGGAUGGCAACGGGAUCGCGGAUCUCCCCCAGGGGGCAUUCGAGGGCUUGGUCAACCUGACCGAGCUCAGCAUCCGGGGCAACGCCAUCGGUCAUCUCCCCGACCGCAUCUUCCACCCGCUCCACAAACUCCAGCUCCUCAACCUCGCCUCCAACCGCAUCCAGGACUUCCCCAACGGUGCCUUGGACGGGCUGGAGGAGCUGGACGUCUCCGACAACCUCCUGUCCUCUCUUCCCCCGUCUCUCCUGGGCAAGUCCGCCCUGCUCCGCCUAGCGCUCCAUGGCAACCCUUGGGUCUGCGAUGACCACAUCCACCACCUGUCCCGAUGGAUCCGGGCCAACCCGGGCAAGGUGCGGGGACCCAACGGGGCCGCGGAUGACACCGCCGCCGUCUGCAGGGCCCCCGUCCAGUUGAACGGCGUGCCCUUGGUUCGAGUCCCGCUGCAGGUCAAGCCCGUUGACGACGCCUUCACCGCCUGGGCGCGGAGGUCCGGUCUUCUCCUGGACGGGCCGGGGUCCAGACCCUCCUGUUGGGCUCAACUCCUCCUCCACUGCUUCGCCCUCUUCCUGGUGGCGAUGGAGCUCUGCGCCCUCUCCUUCUACACUCUCGGCUUCUACCGCCGCCUCUGCCGGCCACUCAAGCCGCUCGGACGCGGGGUCAGGUUGGUCCGCUACAGCCUGGUGCUGCCCGACCUCCGGCAGGUCUACCCCCCACCCGGCCCCCACCCCAACCCCGACCUCCGGCAGCUGGUGGACGAGUACGAUGCGGGCAGUGCCACACAGGGAGAGGCAGACACGUUCACCAGCUUCCAGUGAAAGACCCACCACUGCCGGACGCUCGCAAGUGGCAAGAACAGACCCGGCCACAAACGUUCUCCACAGAUGCUGCCCGACCCGCUGGUACUCCAGUACUCUGUGCUUUUUUUGUAUAAACCAGCAACUGCAGU